AUGGCUGAAUCAUUCAACCAAAUUUUCAACUGCAUCAAGUGCAGCUACACGAUAGACGUUCAGAACAGGGCUAACAAAUCCUUAGGAAUAGUAGAAAAUCAACCAAUUGACAUUCAUCGCAUUAAUGAGGCGAUGGCAAAUCUGCAUCCUUUGAAAGACCACGAGGAUUGCGAGCUUUCGGUGCAAGAGGAUGUUGUCCGCCUCAUUCGCGUCAUUGCCAUUAUAAUGGGAAAUCAGGUUGACACACUACAUUCACCAAAACCACCAAGACAAAACGAACACGUGCAUGGGUGGUUUGGCCGUGAUGAUUGUGAAAUAAAUAACGAAAAUUUGACACAAUUUAUUGGAGAGAAAAAGGAAGGAAAAGAGAAAAGGACAGUUGACCUCAAGGAAAUCCACAAUAGCCUGAGACGAACAGGACCAAAGACUCCAGAAGAAUUUUUCGCAAACUUAAUGACCAUGCUUCUUGUGCAGGUGAGACCUUCCUGA
Molecule: messenger RNA, 489 nt
Organism: Cylicocyclus nassatus
Lineage: Eukaryota; Metazoa; Nematoda; Chromadorea; Rhabditida; Strongylidae
Source: the annotation of a GenBank genome assembly